Messenger RNA from Pyricularia oryzae 70-15, 423 nucleotides. RefSeq lists its product as uncharacterized. The record is from RefSeq and is a predicted model, not a curated record. Lineage: Eukaryota; Fungi; Ascomycota; Sordariomycetes; Magnaporthales; Pyriculariaceae. The transcript has 2 exons. Bases 1 to 423 code for a protein of 140 amino acids.
AUGCGCUUUCCAUCACUCGUCUUCUGCGCAGCCGCUGCUUGUCAAGCUGUUGCAGCUGCCGUCCCAGAACAACUCUUUCUCGGAGAGACUUUUACGCCCAAGGAGUUGGAGUUCUUUGACGGACUCGCAACCCGAACGACACAUGGCAAACCAGACCCGUUAAACUACCACCCAAGUGUUAAAUUGGUCAACGAGCUGUACAUGUCGACAUCCACGGUGAAAGAAGUCGCCGUCAGACAUGUGCAAAAAGCGAAAUGCCCCAACAAGUUCGUCUACGCGAUAAACACAAAGGGGAUAGAAGGGUCUUUUCUAGAGGGUUCUGCCUUGUACGCAAAGCAACAAAAAGAGAAACCGAAUCCCUCGGAGGGCGAGUGGUUGGCGACUGCAAGGAUCCCAAAGAAGAAUAUUCGAGGUUGUAAAUAG